Hyaloscypha bicolor E is the source of this 388-nucleotide messenger RNA. Its product is annotated as ribosomal protein S14. The transcript is spliced from 4 exons. Bases 87 to 257 code for a protein of 56 amino acids. Gene Ontology annotation, biological process: translation. Gene Ontology annotation, molecular function: zinc ion binding; structural constituent of ribosome. The record is from RefSeq and is a predicted model, not a curated record. Lineage: Eukaryota; Fungi; Ascomycota; Leotiomycetes; Helotiales; Hyaloscyphaceae. Gene Ontology annotation, cellular component: ribosome; cytosolic small ribosomal subunit.
GCAAGAGCCAGCCAAUUCAAAAAGAUCCACCUCGACCUCGAAGACAACCUCGCACUCCGCGCGAAACAGUACAAAGUCGACACAAAAUGUCUCACGAAUCCGUCUGGAAUUCGCGCCCAAGAACCUACGGCAAAGGAGCUCGCGCCUGCCGUGUCUGCACCCACAAGGCUGGUCUGAUCCGAAAGUAUGGUCUGAACAUCUGCCGUCAGUGCUUCAGAGAGAAGGCCGCGGAUAUUGGAUUCGUCAAGCACCGUUAGAGAAGGAUGCUGUUGGGAGGAGAAGAAUCGAUUUGCGUGAAGGGCAGUGGGAUUUACACAUUGCAUGGAGUUUUCGGAUGGGAGAUUCGCAAAAGAAUUGAGAUGGUGGAUGGUCAGGGCUUUUUUGUGGA